AUGCAGGUUCCAUUGCUUCGGCUGCAAUGCGGCGUCAAUAGCUACGACUGGGGCAAACUCGGUCAAGAAUCGUGCGCGGCCAAGUACGCAGCCACAACAGCGGCCCCGGAUUUCACAGUAGAGGCCGAGAAGCCAUAUGCCGAACUGUGGAUGGGCACGCAUCCUUCCCUCCCCUCCAAAGAUACCGAGACCCAGCGCACCCUCCUCGAUCUCGUCCAAGAUAACCAGGCCCUUUUGUCGACGGAUAUCAGCGAGCGAUAUGGUGGGCGAUUGCCAUUCUUGUUCAAGGUGCUUUCCAUUCGCAAGGCGCUCAGCAUCCAAGCCCAUCCCAACAAGAAGCUGGCCGAGAAGCUGCAUGCGAGAGACGCACGGAACUAUCCCGAUGACAACCACAAGCCGGAAAUGACCAUUGCCAUCACCCCGUUCGAAGGGCUGUGCGGAUUCCGUCCGCUGUCGGAGAUCACCUACUUCCUGCAGGCCGUGGAGCCUCUCCGCAGGCUGAUUGGAGACCAGAAAGCCAGUGAAUUUGAGCAGAUUGUCAAGGGCAACGAAGACUCGGAUGACUUGGAAGUUAUGCAGCGGAACAAGGAUGCGCUGCGCUCGAUCUUCACUUCGCUGAUGGAGUCUUCUCCCGAGAGCAUCGAGGCUGCCACCAAGGACCUGAUUGCGGCAGCUGAGAACACGCCAGCCAGCUUCGCUACUCUGCCCGAUGCCGCCGACGCAAACCACCUCCAACCGGCGGAGCUGGCCGCCAUUGUGACGAGACUCAAUGGCCAAUUCCCGAACGACAUUGGAUUGUUCGUCUUCUUCAUGCUCAACUUCGUCCGGUUGGCCCCCGGGGAAGCCAUGUUCCUCAAGGCGGAUGACAUCCACGCCUAUAUCUCGGGAGAUAUCAUCGAGUGCAUGGCCUCCUCCGACAAUGUCGUGCGAGCCGGGUUCACGCCCAAGUUCAAGGACGUGGACACGCUGACCCAAAUGCUGACUUACUCGUAUGCACCGAUCGAGGAGCAAAAGCUGGAGCCGAAGGACUACCCGUACACUAUCCUGAACGCCACGGCAUAUACGAGCGGCUCUUCAUCGAUCCUCUACGACCCGCCGAUCGAGGAGUUCAGCGUCGUCAAGACGGAUCUCAUCCGCACCGGCGCCAAGGCGACUUUUGACCCAAUCGGAGGUCCCAGCAUUUUGAUUUGCACGGCCGGUCGUGGCCGGAUUACGGUGGGCAACAAGACCGAAGAGAUCCAGGAGGGCUAUGUUUUCUUUGUGGGCGCCGAGGCAGAGUGUGUGAUCGAGAACACGGAGAGUGGUGGUGGAGAUGACAAUGUGUUCACCACGUUUAAGGCAUUCUGCGAGCUCACUGGUAAGGAGGACAUGGUCAAUGGGCAUUGA
This is a messenger RNA of Penicillium lagena, 1386 nucleotides long. It is a transcript of the gene pmi1, whose product is annotated as mannose-6-phosphate isomerase pmi1. Gene Ontology annotation, molecular function: mannose-6-phosphate isomerase activity; zinc ion binding. The transcript has 5 exons. Gene Ontology annotation, biological process: carbohydrate metabolic process; GDP-mannose biosynthetic process. NCBI's taxonomy places the organism in Eukaryota, Fungi, Ascomycota, Eurotiomycetes, Eurotiales, Aspergillaceae. The coding region runs from base 1 to 1386 and encodes 461 amino acids. The record is from RefSeq and is a predicted model, not a curated record. Gene Ontology annotation, cellular component: cytosol.